AUACAAAAUGUCGAAAAGUUGCUGGUACAAGUGGGAGACUUCACACGUGUGGUGUGGACUUUUUGGUUAUUUGUAAAUAUUAUUUACCCUUGCAAUGGCUACUUUUUCCGAGGACUUAUUCGAUGUUUUCGAAGAAACAGAAGAUGUAAUAGAAGUAAUUCCGUCUUCGGUGAGGCAGCAAGAUUUAAAUACAUCACCGACCGAGAAAAAAGCUGAUACAGAAAGUGGAACGAAACGGGAGUUGGAAAGAGAUGCUAGCGAAUUAAUUUCCAAAAAGUUACGGCCAGAUCCAGUCUUGGAAGAUAUAAACAUAGAAGAGUUAACUCCACGUAUUAAAAUACAUACUAUAGAGACAAUUGAAUCAUGCACGCAUGAAGUUGCAGUUCCACCAGAUUAUGAAUAUGUACCACUGGAAAGUAAACAAAGCAAAUCAGCUAAGGAAUAUAAAUUUGUACUAGAUCCAUUUCAGAAGGAAGCGAUAUUAUGUAUAGAAAACAAUCAGUCUGUUCUAGUUUCUGCACAUACAUCGGCUGGUAAAACUGUUGUCGCGGAGUAUGCUAUAGCGUGUUCCUUAAGAGACAAGCAACGAGUAAUAUAUACAACUCCUAUUAAAGCUUUAAGCAAUCAAAAAUACAGAGAGUUUUUCGAGGAAUUCAAGGAUGUCGGCUUAGUAACUGGAGACGUUACAAUUAAUCCAACGGCUAGUGUGCUUAUCAUGACCACUGAAAUUUUAAGAAAUAUGCUUUACAGAGGAUCAGAGGUAAUGCGAGAAGUUGGCUGGGUAAUUUUCGAUGAAAUUCAUUAUAUGCGGGACAAAGAAAGAGGCGUUGUAUGGGAGGAAACGUUAAUAUUAUUACCGGACAAUGUGCAUUAUGUAUUUCUCUCUGCUACUAUACCUAAUGCACGACAAUUUGUAGAAUGGGUUGCACAUUUACAUAAACAACCGUGUCAUGUAGUUUAUACAGACUACAGACCAACUCCUUUGCAACAUUACAUAUUCCCUGUUGGUGGUGAUGGAAUUCACUUGGUUGUAGAUGAAACAGGACAAUUUAAAGAAGAAAAUUUCAACAGAGCAAUGGCUUGCUUGCAACACGGCGAUGCAGCUAAAGGAGACACGAAAGGUCGUAAAGGAGGAAUGCGUGCAUCGAAUUCUGGGCAAACAAAUAUUUUCAAAAUGGUCAAAAUGAUCAUGGAGAGAAAUUUUGCGCCUGUAAUUAUAUUCAGUUUUUCAAAAAAGGACUGCGAAGUUUACGCGAUGCAAAUGGCAAAAUUAGAUUUGAAUACGAUAGAAGAAAAAAAGUUAGUGGACGAAGUUUUCAAUAAUGCUAUGGAUGUUCUUAGCGAGGAAGACAGACGUUUACCACAGGUUGAAAACGUAUUACCACUUUUAAGACGUGGAAUAGGAAUUCAUCAUGGUGGACUCUUACCUAUUCUGAAGGAAACUGUAGAGAUAUUGUUUGGCGAAGGGUUAAUAAAAGCGCUCUUUGCAACUGAAACUUUUGCAAUGGGAUUAAAUAUGCCAGCACGAACAGUUUUAUUUACGGCAUCGCGAAAAUUUGAUGGUAAAGAUUUUCGUUGGCUUACGUCUGGAGAGUACAUACAAAUGUCGGGUCGAGCGGGUAGAAGAGGCUUAGACGAAAAAGGAAUAGUAAUAUUAAUGAUUGAUGAACAAGUUAGUCCGGUAAUUGGUAAAGCAAUUGUACAGGGGAAACCAGACCCUAUUAAUUCAGCUUUUCAUUUAACUUACAAUAUGGUUUUAAAUCUUUUGAGAGUCGAAGAAAUUAAUCCAGAGUACAUGCUUGAAAGGAGUUUUUAUCAAUUCCAAAAUCAAGCCUCUAUCCCUGAUUUAUAUAACAAGGUUAAGGAAUUGCAGACGGCAUAUAAUGCAGUGGAUAUUGAUAAAUAUAAUCAAAUAUCAUCUUACCAUGGCAUACGUGAGCAACUUGAUCGUCUUUGUACUGAAUUUCGAUCCUUUUUGACGAAACCAGAAUAUUUACUUCCAUUCUUACAACCUGGAAGGCUAGUGAAAGUGAAAAAUGAGAAUGAAAUGUUUGAUUGGGGUAUUAUUGUAAAUUUUAAGAAAAAGAAUCCUAAAAAUCCAACGAAAGAAAAUACUGCUAUAAUCAUCGAUGUUUUACUUCAUAUUUCUAAAGAGUCUAGCGACGGAUGUCCGAUACCCUGUCGCAAAGGGGAGGAAGGUGACAUGGAAGUAGUCCCUGUUUUACAUACAUUAAUUUCACAAAUUAGUUCUCUUAGAUUGUACUACCCAAAAGAUCUGAGACCAUCCGAUAAUAGAAAGAGUGUACUAAAAACGAUACAAGAAGUAAAGAAAAGAUUUCCAGAUGGACCACCGUUAUUGAAUCCUAUUACAGACAUGCGAAUCGAAGAUGAAUCAUUUAAAGAUAUUGUUAAGAAAAUCGAAGUAUUAGAAGAAAGAUUAUAUGCUCACCCUUUGCAUAAGGAUCCCAAUGUAAACACAUUAUAUGAACAAUUUUUACACAAAGAUGACUUAGCCAAUCAGCUAAAGCAAGCUAAAUUAGAAUUAAAAAAAGCUAAAUCGAUACUUCAAAUGGAUGAAUUAAAAUGUAGGAAACGAGUAUUACGAAGACUGGCCUAUUGCACAGCGUCAGAUGUUAUAGAAUUAAAAGGUCGAGUCGCCUGCGAACUCAACGGUGCCGAUGAAUUAUUAAUGACAGAAAUGAUUUUUAAUGGAUUGUUUAAUGCGUUGAGCGUGCCGCAAAUGAUAGCAUUAAUUAGUUGUUUCGUUUGCGAUGACAAGUCAAACGAAAUGCCUAAAAGCACCGAAGAAUUAGGCGGUCCACUCAGACAAAUGCAAGAUUUGGCCCGGAGAAUAGCGAAAGUAUCUACAGAAGCUAGUUUAGAAUUAGAUGAAGAUGCAUACGUGGAAAGAUUUAAACCGUUUUUGAUGGAUGUUGUAUAUGCUUGGAGUAAAGGUGCUAGCUUCUUACAAAUUUGUAAAAUGACAGAUAUAUUUGAAGGUUCAAUUAUACGAUGUAUGCGUCGGCUAGAAGAAGUUCUUAGACAAUUAUGUCAAGCAGCAAAGAACAUUGGAAACACGGAUUUAGAAAAUAAGUUUAGCGAAGCAAUUAAACUUAUAAAACGUGAUAUUGUUUUUGCUGCAUCUUUGUAUUUAUAAUAAAAAUUCUUAGAAAGAUUUGCUAUUAUUUAAAAUAUAUUUUUUUAUUACGA
Hylaeus volcanicus is the source of this 3210-nucleotide messenger RNA. RefSeq names its product exosome RNA helicase MTR4 (gene Mtr4). The transcript is spliced from 10 exons. NCBI's taxonomy places the organism in Eukaryota, Metazoa, Arthropoda, Insecta, Hymenoptera, Colletidae. Gene Ontology annotation, biological process: maturation of 5.8S rRNA; RNA catabolic process. The record is from RefSeq and is a predicted model, not a curated record. Gene Ontology annotation, molecular function: RNA binding; ATP binding; RNA helicase activity. The coding region runs from base 95 to 3157 and encodes 1020 amino acids. Gene Ontology annotation, cellular component: nucleus.